AUGCUUACUCUGAAACUCUUCGUUUAUACCGUAGUGAUAUUUUUUGUUUCUCUCUUCAUCUUUGGAUUCCUAUCUAAUGAUCCAGGACGUAAUCCUGGACGUGAAGAAUAA
Molecule: messenger RNA, 111 nt
Organism: Olea europaea var. sylvestris
Lineage: Eukaryota; Viridiplantae; Streptophyta; Magnoliopsida; Lamiales; Oleaceae
Source: the annotation of a RefSeq genome assembly